Messenger RNA from Diatraea saccharalis (sugarcane borer), 621 nucleotides. Lineage: Eukaryota; Metazoa; Arthropoda; Insecta; Lepidoptera; Crambidae. The record is from the annotation of a GenBank genome assembly.
AUGACUAAGAGCACCACAGAGGAGGCGACGAAGUCUAGUGAUAAGCAUAGAAGUAGGAGCAGCAGUACCCAUGUCCCCCUACACUUUUCCGUUCACAAGCCUGGAUGUCACUUCGAGAGCUGCUGUGGAGUAUGCAAUCUAUUCCCGGGCGUAAUCCUCAUCGCAUUCUGCCAAGUCUUGGUUGGAUCUAUUCUUCUCACUCUGAUCUUGACCCACGGAAAACAAUAUGAUGAGAUGCAUCAGACGGCUACAUCUCAGUUCAUGAGCAUUGCGAGUGGUGCUGUGUUGAGUGGAAUCACUGGUGCUGGUGUAUUGCUGAUAAUAGUGGCCCUGACUGAAAACUGUCGUGCGAUGCUCGUUUAUCUACUUGUGGCUGUCAUGGUCUGGAUAGGGAUAGUAUCUCUUGCCAUGACUAAAAUCAGCCGUUCUUGCAUCAGGUUUAAAGAUGCGCCUAAGAUUAAAGAUGAGCGACACCGGCUCGCGAAUCUAGCUUGUGUCAGCGGAUUGUUUACAUUCCUUGGAGCUGCUGUGUACUUCUUUUCGUUUGUUGUGGUAUUCAGCUUUUAUCACUUCAGAUAUGUGCGUCGUGCCAUCCUUCUCCACGAAGCGGAGUGUGAGUGA